Spizellomyces punctatus DAOM BR117 is the source of this 1242-nucleotide messenger RNA. RefSeq lists its product as uncharacterized. The record is from RefSeq and is a predicted model, not a curated record. Lineage: Eukaryota; Fungi; Chytridiomycota; Chytridiomycetes; Spizellomycetales; Spizellomycetaceae. The transcript has a single exon. Bases 1 to 1242 code for a protein of 413 amino acids.
AUGCACAUAUCGCGGCUGCUCCCGGUUCUUCUGGUUGCUCUUGCAACGACCGCGAACUCGGCGCCGAUAGCUGAAAAUGUCGCUGCCAUCCCACUAACGGAAUCUUUUCGUUAUUCGGCUCCGGGUUCAACCAAACCAGUAGUCAAUAAGGUCAUUGACCUAGGUUCAAAAGCCACAAGGAGCAAGGAGCCGAAACACGACAGCCAGCAAACAACCACCAAGAAAUCAACCAACACGCAGUCGACAAAGCACGAGGAACAGCCAACCAUCACAAAUUUCUUUCCUGUCUUCCCCACAGCUGUCGCUAGAACGCCUACUGUUCCUACCGUCAUUAGCAAGCCCUCCGCGAACCCGACUACGGUCAACAUUCCUAUACGCUACCCGAUAGUGACGGUUGGCCGCCCCAUUACAGUGGACGUCCCAACGAUUCUCCCCAUUACCGUCAGCGUCCCGACCGUUGCUCCCAUAACACUGAGCGUCCCCACUGUUGCCCCUAUCACAGUGAGCGUUCCAACUGUUGCCCCAAUCACAGUGAGCGUUCCAACUGUUGCCCCAAUCACAGUGAGCGUUCCAACUGUUGCCCCAAUCACAGUGAGCGUUCCAACUGUUGGCCCAAUCACAGUAAACGUCCCGACCGUUACACCAAUCACAGUGAGCGUUCCAACUGUUUCCCCCAUUACAGUGAGUGUUCCCUCAGUAUCCGUUAGCCUUCCACCCAUCCCCACUAUUUCACCAGUAAUUCCGUCGCAACGCCCGGAAACGACCAUUGUCCCUACUCCACAGCCGACACCAACAGAAGAUCCCGCUCCACCACAGCCAACAAAUAAUCCGCCAGCCCCCACACCGGACCCAACCCAACAGCCUCCUCCACCUCCUCCUCCCGCACCACGGCCGACAGAGCAACCAGCUCCCAAUCCAAAUGAUGUGCCAUUCCCCGCCCCUUCUAACCCAAACCCAGCACCACCACCCCAGGCUCCGCCCGGCAAUCCCAACGAGCCGCCCUUUUUCCGUCCAAUUGAUUUGCCGAACCCUCCAAAUGACGUUCCUUUCGUCGCUGGCGGCAUUGACAUUCUCUCGCAAGAUGAACUCAAUAUUCAGACAAGGGAACAAACUCGUACGGCUACUACCUCCGCAGAAGCCAUUCAAGCCGGCGUUUCAACUUCCGCGGCAUCUAAAGCCAAUGGGAAGCAGAUGACAUGCUUCGUCCUGGGUAUUUUGAGUGUUGGGCUGAUGUGGAUCUAG